GUGGACGGGGAGCAGAUCUACGAAGGAUCCUUGAAGGACGACUGGGACAUGCUUCCGGCGAAAGAGAUUGCGGAUCCCAAUGACAAGAAGCCCGAAGGGUGGGUGGACCAGGAGAAGAUCCCAGAUCCUAGCGACGCCAAGCCGAAGGACUGGGCCACAGAGGCAAAGAUCGUCGACUCCGCAGCUACGAAGCCCGAGGAGUGGGACGACGAUGAAGAUGGAGAGUGGGAACCUCCGAAAAUCGACAAUCCAGCCUUCAAGGGCGAGUGGUCCCCUCGAAUGAUCGCUAAUCCUUCGUAUAGCGGAAAGUGGAAAGCCCGGAUGAUUCCCAAUCCUGAUUUUGUCGACAACCCGGACCUGUACAAGUAUGACAACAUUGGCUAUGUAGGCUUUGACGUUUGGCAGGUUAAGGGCGGCACCAUUUUCGACAACAUCAUCCUCACUGACAGCGCUGCAGAAGCGGAUGAGUUUGCCAAGAAGUGGAAGGUUCUUCGCGAAGAAGAGAAGGCUCAGAUAGCGAAGGCGGAUGCUGCCCAGCAGGAGGCCUUUGAGAAAGCAAAGGCUGCUCGCGCCGCCCGCGCCAAGAAGGCGGAAGAGGAGUCAGGCAAGAAAGCUUCAAAGAAGGCUGCCAAAACUGAGACGAAGAGUGCUAGCGAGGAGCUCUGA
This is a messenger RNA of Symbiodinium sp. CCMP2456, 666 nucleotides long. The record is from the annotation of a GenBank genome assembly. Lineage: Eukaryota; Dinophyceae; Suessiales; Symbiodiniaceae.